Penaeus monodon (black tiger shrimp) is the source of this 528-nucleotide messenger RNA. RefSeq lists its product as uncharacterized. The coding region runs from base 67 to 381 and encodes 104 amino acids. The transcript has 2 exons. NCBI's taxonomy places the organism in Eukaryota, Metazoa, Arthropoda, Malacostraca, Decapoda, Penaeidae. The record is from RefSeq and is a predicted model, not a curated record.
CACACACACACACACACACACACACACACACACACACACACAUCUGUGACUGCAAAAAGGAGACUAAUGAUUUCGAGCACAGCAGGGCAGUGUUACAGGGGCGUCGAAAUGACCUACGAUUCGCCGGAAUUCCUGGACAAAAGGGGAAACUGGCAGCAGACUGCGAACAUAUUAUCAAGACUCCUUCGCGAGCACCUCAGCGUGACUCCGGAGUUCGAAAGAGUCCGCCGAGUAAGGAAGUCUUCAGAGAAACAACCAAGAGGCACAGAAGCUAAAUUCCUAAGGUUUUGUGAUCGAGAACCCUUGAAGGAAGCUAAUAUCCCGGAGACUGUGUUUGGGAAUUUUAAGCUAGCACGGGCGCGGCGAGGAGAGGCCAGCUGACAUGGCUGCUUCAAACGGAAAAGCAGCUAUGCUGUUAAGGAAAACUUGUGUGAAUCUACAGUGAUUGCUUGAAAAAUCGGUGUAAGUAACAUUACUACAAUUAUUAAAUUGAACAAAAAAAAUCUGAGGAAUAUUAUUUGUAUUUUA